GUCCCGUUCGGUGGUCGUGUGGCUAUAGAGAGUAAUCUUCGUCGUCGUCGUCGCCGUCGCCGCCGUCGUCGUUGUCGUCGUGGUGCCGUUUGUCAUCGCAACAUUUGCACGCAGCAGCAGCAGCAGCAGUAGCAGCGUCACGACGAUCCGUUACCAUAGGCUGCUUGGUUCGACGGCCGUCCGUCCGUCUGUUCUGGCAAGUGCGUACGAAUGUGUGUGCGCGACGAGGCGUCGUCUUUCGGGGGUUGCGCCGCGUGUUGAAUUCCUAAACGAUUGCAAAUUGCAUUUGCUAGGGGAGCGAAAAAACGAAGUCGCAGUUUUGUUUUUCGUGUUUUCAUGCUGCAAGCGAAUUAUGGUUGGCCACGGCUGGGAGAUAAAGUGUAACGGAAUUUAACUGGAAGUUAGCUGAAAUGUUUCAAUUUGGGAGAUGCGUUGCUAACAGAUGGAUUCGAAUUACCACACGGCUAAACUGAAGCGAGAAAGCGGCGGUGUCAGUGAGCGAAUGCCAAGUGCAAGAAGAACAAGAAGCGAGAGCUAAGCUAAAUUUAACCCGUCUCGCGCGGUGUGACAUCGAGGAGUUUUCCCCCGUUUCUGAUCGGUCGCAACUUGGUGAAAAGCAACAACCAAAAUAAUAAAAAAAAACCCGCACACACGGCAAAAGUGGGUAAAAAAGUAAAGUGCAAAAGAAAGCAACCAGAAAGAGAAAAGGCGAAAAAUAGUGAUGAUCCCUGCCCAAGAAUAGUUCGGUGGUUUUGCUUCAGGGCAAAAGGAAAUUAUUAUGAUGAAAGUAAAUUAAAAUCCCGUAAUUUUAUUUUUCGCUAAAUUCACCCAAGGGUGUGCGCGUGAGUGUGUACAAAACACGGUGUGGUGGAACGUGUUUUGAAGUGUAUUUAUUUUUAGCAGGUAAUCAGAUUUUUCCCCUCGUGAAAAAAAGAAGGGAGAAAGGCGAUUUUUUUCCCCGAGCACCAAACCAAAAGUGUGACAAGUGUGUUCCUAGAGUUAUGUUUGAUCCAAGGCAAUGCUAAAAUUUCAUGUGAUAGAAUGUCAUCCGGAGGGCCUAUGAUUAGCCGCCCCGUGCAUGCAUAAUUGAUUCGUGAAAUGGUGAGAAGCUGAAUGCUAGAAGAGAGCGGCGAAGUGAGACUACACCGAAGAGUGUCAGCUGUUAGUUUUGUUCGUUUUUAAAAGCCGUGUGAGGGAAAUUUUGUGCUUCGAAAAUAACGCACGCUAAUCGCUAUGGAAUCAGCUCGAUCAAGCCUCCGUGCGGCAAACGGAUCCGAUAGUCGCAGUUAGCAGUGUCGUAGAACCUCUAGUCUACUAGUCUCCGCGCUACAACAUCGAAUUAUGCACAACUAGCCUAACUAAACAAUCACAACCGAACAAGGAAAAAAAGCGAAACAAAAAAAAACUCUACUAGACGAUCCUUCCGGACGGAACGAAUCGUUCUCCAGCUAAAAUCUCGUCUCUUCAAAUUUUCGUUUCUCCCUCUCUCUUCUCUCGCGUAUCGCGUUUGUUGUUGUUUCUCACUAGUCUGACAUCGACCGGCACCCGGCUGCUGUCAAACGCCCACGGUACUCUUCGCCGCGACCGAAAACGCCUCCAGAUCAGCACUAGUCCUCGGUACGGCUCAGACUCGAUCGGCUGCCAACUGCCAUCAACUGGACAAGAAAGCAUUCGGAGAUCUUUCGACUUCGUUCCACUAUCUCACCUCCCGCUAGUAGUAGUGGUAGCAACAGCAGUAGAGUAAAAGUAGUAAUAACAAAUAGACAGUAGAACUGAUAACCCUUUGAUAGAACACCUCGUAGGAACCAAACAAAUAAAAAAACCCGAAGAACUGACCGACUCACCAACCAACAUCCGGCAGAGCACACACAGCACGCACUAACCGCUUAUUUAGGACCCUCCGUCUCACAGCACGCGCGUUCGCUCGCAAAACUUUUGGCCACUCUUCCACCAGUAGUUUCCAGUAGCUCUGACAUAGCCACCACAAACAAGAUCACGAGCAGCACAAUCACCCCCCUAACCAAUCAUGGCAACGAGUUUCAGCGUCCGUAGGCCUCUGCAGCUCGGCGUCAGCGUCAGCGUUCUGCUCAUGAUCGCGUUAUCAACGGCAACAGCGUCAGUAAAUAAUGGUGGCAGCAGCGGCACUCCGGCGAAUCAGUCGGUCCAAGCGACAGUGACUUCCAGUGGGCGCCAGGCGGACGAUGAAAUCACCUGCGAGGAUGGUUUGCUACUGUCCGUCUGGGAACCGCAGGAGAAUCUAACCGCGGGCGACCGAAUCGCACGCGGUACGGUGUACUUUCUGGCGCUGGUCUACCUGUUCAUCGGUGUGUCGAUCGUCAGUGACCGAUUCAUGGCUGCUAUUGAAGUUAUAACCUCGAAGGAGAAGGAGGUCAAGGUGAAGAAAGCGAACGGCGAGGUGCAAAUCGUCGUCGUUCGGGUUUGGAAUGAAACGGUGGCCAACCUUACGCUGAUGGCGCUAGGCUCGAGCGCGCCUGAGAUUUUGUUGUCCGUCAUCGAAAUCAUUGCUAGGAAAUUCAAGGCAGGUGACUUGGGUCCCGGUACUAUUGUGGGUUCGGCUGCCUACAAUCUCUUCGUUAUCAUCGCAAUUUGCGUCCUGGUUAUACCAGACGGGGAGGUGCGCAAAAUUAAACAUUUACGAGUAUUCUUCGUGACGGCGACCUGGUCAGUAUUUGCCUACAUUUGGCUCUACCUAAUCCUAGCCCAGAUUACCCCCGGACGGGUUGACGUGUGGGAAGGUUUCCUCACGUUCCUGUUCUUCCCUACUACCGUUAUCACGGCCUACAUCGCCGAUCGGAGAUUAUUGGUUUACAAGUACAUCAGCAAACAGUAUCGCAUGAACAAACGUGGUGUCAUUAUCCAGGCUGAGGCAGAAUCGGCUCUAGAGAUGAAUAAUCGGGACGAGAAAUUGAAUACUAUCGAUGAGAACGGCGGCAUUACGGAGGAGGUACGCGACUUUGAGGAGUCCCGUCGCGAGUACAUCUCCACGUUGAAGGACCUUCGCAAGAAGUAUCCACAGCACGACCUCGAACAGCUCGAGGUGAUGGCACAAGAACAGUUGAUGAAUAAAGGGCCCAAGUCACGUGCGUUCUACCGCAUUCAAGCGACCCGCAAGAUGAUGGGCAGUGGCAACAUUAUGCGGAAGAUCUCCGAACGGGCGCAGUCCGACCUGAGCGAGGUUAAGGCCGAACUGCAGCGCGUUGACGUCGAUGAGGUCAUCGAAGAGGACGCCGUAUGUAAGGUGUUUUUCGAACCGGGGCACUACACAGUCAUGGAGUCGGUCGGUGCGUUCGAUGUUCGCGUGGUUCGUCGCGGUGAUUUGGCUUCCGCAGUGACGGUCGAUUACGAAACGGAGGACGGUUCCGCCGAAGCCGGUUCGGAUUACAUUGGCAAGAAGGGUACGCUUACGUUCCCGCCGGGCGUCGACGAGCAGCGCUUCCAGAUCGAGGUCAUCGACGAUGAUGUGUUCGAGCAGGAUGAACACUUCUACAUCCGGCUCAGUAACGUAUCGGAUCCGGCGACACUGUCGACGCCCAAGGUCGCCACCGUGAUGAUCCUGGACGACGAUCACUCCGGUAUCUUUGCUCUGGUUAGCAAGGACCACGAGCUGAUCGAGUCGGUUGGCGUGUACGACCUGAAGGUGCAACGGUACAGCGGUGCCCGCGGUAAGGUCCGGGUACCGUACUGGACCGAGGAUGGCACCGCCAAAAGCGGCAAAGACUACGAAGAGCAGCGCGGUGAACUGAUCUUCGAGAACAAUGAAGUCGAGCAAACCAUCCAGCUGGGCAUCAUCGAGGAGGGAAGCUACGAAAAGGACGUGCUGUUCUAUGUGAACCUCGGCGAGCCGCAACAAAUCGGAGACGAACUGGCAGGCAUCAUCGAGGCGGCGGAGGCGAAACCCGCGGAAGAACUGACAGAGGAAGACAAAAUGGCGCUACUCGGCAGGCCCAAAGCUGGUGAUAUUGUCAGGGCACAACUUAGGAUAAAAGAAAGUAAAGAAUUUAAGUCGCUCGUUAAAAGGAUAGCAAUUCUAAACAACACCGUAGAUAAGCUAGUCCAGCGAGCGAACGCUUCGCUGCUGAUUGGUACCUCAUCGUGGAAGGAGCAGUUUGUCGAAGCGCUCACCGUCAGUGCCGGAGACGACGAUGGCGACAACGAAGGUGACGAGGCACCCCCGCCGAGCUGCUCGGACUACAUUAUGCAUUUCCUUACCCUCUUCUGGAAGAUCAUCUUUGCGUUUAUUCCACCAACAGAUAUGGCCGGAGGCUAUCUCUGCUUCGUUAUUUCCAUCUUCAGUAUCGGCGUGGUAACGGCCAUAAUCGGUGAUGUGGCAUCACACUUCGGUUGUACAUUGGGUAUCAAGGAUUCGGUCACUGCCAUCAUCUUCGUCGCCAUGGGAACGAGUAUACCGGACACGUUCGCCAGUAAGGUCGCUGCCAUUCAGGAUAAAUACGCCGACGCCAGUGUCGGUAACGUAACGGGCAGUAACGCCGUCAAUGUGUUCCUCGGUAUCGGUCUCGCCUGGACUAUCGGUGCCUGCUAUCACGCCUUCCAUGGGCGAUAUUUUGAGGUGCAGCCUGGAACGUUGGCUUUUUCGGUGACUCUAUUCUGUACGGAAGCCUUUGUAGCGAUAUUUGUACUGAUGCUGCGCCGAAGCCCGAAGAUCGGAGGCGAGUUGGGUGGCCCGAAAAAACCCAAAUACCUAACGGCUAUGUUCUUCUUCUCGCUGUGGCUCAUUUACCUGAUUUUGAGCAGUUUAGAGGCGUACGGAGUCAUCAAAGGAUUUUAAGCGAGGAACGUGACAAACGAUCGGAGAUCGGAGAGCUUCGCACGCACGCGUCAAAGGCACACACACACACAACACACAGUCACACUAACAUACACAUACAUAUACACUGACUCAUUCGCAGCAGCACCGACAGUAUAUCGAUUCCAUGUAUUUUCCUGCUUUCCGAGGAUUUUUUUUUGUAAUGAUCGUGCGAGAGAAGCCUACCGUAGAUAGGGAAGAGCUAAUGUGCCCGCUCUCUCCAGAGUCCAAAAGUCAAUAAUUUAUUUAGACUAUUUAUAUUUAAGUGAAGGAACAAACCUUUAGCCCUAGGGAGGAAUCACUUGUUAUUUCCUAGAAGCGAACGGCAACAAAAUAGUUACUUAAAUUCUGCAGGUUUUAUCGAAUGAAAAACAAAACCCUCAAAUAUCAUAUUAUAUUGUACCAACUUACGGCAAUUCGCAAGUUAAUUACAAGACAUUUUAGUUUAUCCUACCUGUAUUGUUGAUAAUUUGUAAGCGUAACGUUAACGAGAAAGAAUUUAAGAAACACAAUAAAAGCGGAAGCCGUCUUCCCCGUGGCCGGAGCACAUUUCCGGCCGGUGCGGCGUGAAAAAACGUAAAUAAAAAACAAAAUAGGAAACGAAAAAAAAA
Messenger RNA from Wyeomyia smithii (pitcher-plant mosquito), 5436 nucleotides. RefSeq names its product sodium/calcium exchanger 1 (gene Calx). Bases 2027 to 4807 code for a protein of 926 amino acids. Gene Ontology annotation, biological process: cell communication; sodium ion transmembrane transport; calcium ion import across plasma membrane. Gene Ontology annotation, molecular function: calcium:sodium antiporter activity. The transcript is spliced from 10 exons. Lineage: Eukaryota; Metazoa; Arthropoda; Insecta; Diptera; Culicidae. The record is from RefSeq and is a predicted model, not a curated record. Gene Ontology annotation, cellular component: sarcolemma; postsynapse; axon.